ACUGGCAGAAAAUUACCAGGACAUUUACUGUUUUUCUACAGAAUUCUUUUUUACAGUGUAAAGCAACAUCUGACAGCUGUUUCCUUCAAUAACUGAUGGACUUUUUGCAUAUUGUAACAGAAAUAUUCAAUACAGUCAAAACUGAAAACAAGCAUGAACCUUUCUGAGCAUGGUUUUGUCUCUCUGCUUAUAAUUUGGUUACUAAAGGAAUAAGUACCCUGACAUGUACUGUGGGCUCAGUCGGGGCCCAACAUAAUCUGCCCCAGAGUCCCUGAGAAGCCUGAUCCAGCCAUGAUGAUGACUGUAGAUAAAGAGAUGCUGGAAACAGGGAGGGCUGAAAUGGAAUGUUUUUGUUACCUGGUGACACAAUGAAAUGAAACAGUAACAUUUUACAUAACCUGACACACAGAGACAGGAUCUUCACUGUGUGAACAAGUGCUUUUCAGAGCCUCAAAAGCAAACCUCAAAAGUACUUUUAAACAGCAUUUUAAAAUAUUUAAGUGAACCAUCGCUGAAAAUUGUUGGAUCCCAGACAGAAGCAGUUGUCAUUUUUCUGAGUGACCCCCUCAACCCCUCUGUCUCUAAAAUGGACAUCAGGGAGGAAAACAAUCAUAUUUCAGAGACAAUGCAGUCAGAAGAAGCGCCUUCCACUUCUGAAGAUGCGGCAGUUGACAUUCUGGGGCAAACAUCCUACCCUCUGCCUCCCCCUCCUUUCCCCACUGGGAUACCUGCCCCCCCUCAGCCAGCAUCAGAUCCUCAGACUGGAGGAUUUGUUAGCAACAUCCUCCCAGAACCAGCUCCUCCUGUGCAUCAGCAGCUGGUUCCACUCAUGGGCUCAGGACCAGCUCACCUCUACAGUCAGCCAGCGACAGAUAGACAGGGACAGCUGAGACACCCAAAGCUUAAUGUGGUCGGGAUUCCAGACAACAUGAGGCAGUACGUGCAUCCUGUUGGAGAACUGCACGAUGUGCCAUUGUGGGAUUUUGUCACUCCUCCUCCCCCAUCCAACCCUCAACUUCCCCCUUCUUUCCCCACUGGAGCACCCGCUCAGUCAUCAUUAGAUCCUUGGACUGGAAGAUUUCUUAGCCACACCCUCCUGGAACCAGCUCCUCCUGUGUCUCAGCAGCUGGUUCCACUCAUUCUCACUAACACCGCCACAGUGCCAGCUCACCUCUACAGUCAGCCAGGGACAGAUAGGCAGGGACAGCUGAGACACCCAGAGCAUAAUGCGCUCGGGAUUCCAGACAACAUGAGGCAGUACGUGCGUCCUGCUGGAGAACUGCACGAUGUGCCAUUGUGGGAUUUUGUCACUCCUCCUCCCCCAUCCAACCCUCAACUUCCCCCUCCUUUCCCCACUGGAGCACCCACUCAGUCAGCAUUAGAUCCUUGGACUGGAAGAUUUCUUAGCCACACCCUCCUGGAACCAGCUCCUCCUGUGUCUCAGCAGCUGGUUCCACUCAUUCUCACUAACACUGCCACAGUGCCAGCUCACCUCUACAGUCAGCCAGGGACAGAUAGGCAGGGACAGCUGAGACACCCAGAGCAUAAUGUGGUCGGGAUUCCAGACAACAUGAGGCAGUACGUGCAUCCUGUUGGAGAACUGCACGAUGUUCCAGUCCGGGAUUUUGUCGUUCCUGCUCCCCCAUCCAACAUCUCCACUCCAAAAAAAAGGAAAUGUGAAGCCCGACAGUAUGAGGACCGGCUGUACAUAAAGAAACCACCAAACGCCUUCAUGCUUUACCUGAAGGAGCAGAGGCCAAAGGUGAUGGCGGAACUGAACACAACUGGCAGUGCAGCCAUAAAUGCAGUUGUGGGAAAGAGGUGGAGGUCACUCUCAAAAGACCAACAAGCAAAAUAUUUUGAUCAGGCUGAAACGGAGAGUUGCCGUCACGCCACAGAGCAUCCAGACUGGUCCACCAAAGAAAACUACGGCAAAAAGAGGAAGAGAACACGAAAUCGCACCUCAAGCACAGCAUCUGCAUCUGAACCUAAACAGGAAGCUCAACAGGCCAAGAGGCUUUGUGUGACGCCAGCUCAGACACAGCCGUCUUCUUCCUAUUCAGUUGUGAAGGAGCCUCUCAAGCAGCCACAGAGACAGCCAACUGUUACCAACCUGCCUCACCAGCAGUCAGCGUGUGUGCAGCUGCAGAACACACAGACUACAGCUGAUGCGCCUGUGUGUCAAGUAAAUCCGGUCCUCCCAGCUUCUCAUAUGGAUUUCUCUGCAUCUGCAUCACUGGCCUCCUCUGCACCCGUUCAGCUCCAGAAAGAGGCCCCUUUUGUCAGUGACACUAAUGAAGCACUGCUGUCAGUGGUGGAACAGCUUGACCCCCUCCUCACUUCUGAGCAGUUUCAGCAGCCCUCCUCUCCACUCAUUGGUCCUCAGUUAAGUCAGACAAGCCUUGCUUCUCCUGUAUAUUGUGCUCUAUCCACAUUAUAUGCCUCCCCUGACACAUUCUUUAAAAACCAAAAAGAGCCUAUUGGGUUCGCUGACAUUCAGCAUGACAUAUGGCCAAUCCUCCCUGUCACUCCACAGCCUGAUACACUCUCCUGUUCUAAUACUCCUAAAUAUAGUCCGAUCAGCCCUUUUUCUCUGGAGAAUUCCUCUCCAUCCAAAUUGCUGGACUCUUUUGUUGCGCCCACUGAAUGCCAGCCAAUGUCUCCCGUCUUCAGCGAAACUGCAAAAUAUAUGAUGUCACUACUUAACGACCUCGAACCUGGGCCCUUUGCACAGCAUCUACAGCCCUCCUCUCCUCAAGCAGGCUGGUCCUCACCAGAAUCAGAUCAGUCCUGUAGGCCCCCAAACCACAGCUUCCUUCAAACACUGUAUUGAAGGUCUUAGCUCACUGCUUAAUUAGCUCGAGGUUCCACCCUUUUCUGCAGAGCUUCAACAGUCCUGCAGCUCUCGCACAAAAAUCUCUACUGGAACAGUCAAAUUCAGAGUGAACUGAACUGAACUGGAUACAUUUUACAAACUCAAGCUAUUGAACUGUCUUUUUCUUGUUUUCUUGUCCUUUCAAUUUGUGUAAAUAAAAUAACAAA
Oreochromis niloticus (Nile tilapia) is the source of this 3042-nucleotide messenger RNA. RefSeq names its product transcription factor 7-like 1-B. Bases 587 to 2833 code for a protein of 748 amino acids. Gene Ontology annotation, cellular component: chromatin; beta-catenin-TCF complex. The record is from RefSeq and is a predicted model, not a curated record. NCBI's taxonomy places the organism in Eukaryota, Metazoa, Chordata, Actinopteri, Cichliformes, Cichlidae. The transcript is spliced from 12 exons. Gene Ontology annotation, biological process: canonical Wnt signaling pathway; regulation of transcription by RNA polymerase II. Gene Ontology annotation, molecular function: DNA-binding transcription factor activity, RNA polymerase II-specific; RNA polymerase II cis-regulatory region sequence-specific DNA binding.